GUGUAACUUACUUAUAGGGGCCUACAGUAACUAGUGGAAAACAAGAGCUUCACAUUGGCUGACAGCCUGAUUGAAGUAUAUCAAAUUUAGUGUGUUUGUGUGUUUAAUCAUAAGUAAGGCAGGCAUGAGACGAAUGCAGAUUUAUCAUGACUUGGAAAAUUCGGAGUUAGACGACGUAUUUCCGCCAAACUCGUUGGGUUCAGAGAUGGAUUCAAGUACAGUGAAAAGUGUUGGAGUUAUUGAACAGCUAUUGCAAAGUCAGUGUGGAAGUUCAAGUGAUGUUUCAGAGGCUAGAGGACACCUCGCACAAACUUCACUGGAGAGUAUCCACUCAAACGUAACCAGGUCACGAUCUUUUAAAACAAAAAAUAGUUCGUUCUUCAGUUUGGGUCGCUCACUGUCACUAAAACGUGAACCAGGGACAGGGCGAGUAUUCAGUUUUGAUGUCGAGAAUGGCACAGGACCAGCUGGCCAUGGCCUUGAGGGGUCCAGCCCCUCAGGGAACCGUUUGGUACUGCAGAACCUUCCUCAGCGUCGAGAAUCCUUUCUAUAUCGCUCCGACAGUGAUUUUGACAUAUCCCCCAAGUCUGUGUCGCGACACUCCUCCAUGCAAAGUGAAAUGUAA
This is a messenger RNA of Ylistrum balloti, 625 nucleotides long. Its product is annotated as cAMP-specific 3',5'-cyclic phosphodiesterase, isoforms N/G-like. The record is from RefSeq and is a predicted model, not a curated record. The transcript has 2 exons. Bases 125 to 625 code for a protein of 166 amino acids. NCBI's taxonomy places the organism in Eukaryota, Metazoa, Mollusca, Bivalvia, Pectinida, Pectinidae.